This is a messenger RNA of Coccomyxa subellipsoidea C-169, 2661 nucleotides long. RefSeq lists its product as hypothetical. The record is from RefSeq and is a predicted model, not a curated record. Gene Ontology annotation, cellular component: cytoplasm; intracellular membrane-bounded organelle; vesicle. Gene Ontology annotation, molecular function: clathrin binding. The transcript is spliced from 10 exons. NCBI's taxonomy places the organism in Eukaryota, Viridiplantae, Chlorophyta, Trebouxiophyceae, Coccomyxaceae. Gene Ontology annotation, biological process: clathrin-dependent endocytosis; clathrin coat disassembly. Bases 6 to 2384 code for a protein of 792 amino acids.
GGCCCAUGCGACCGACGGUGAAGUCUCCAGGGGUUGCAAACACCAGUAUAUUAGACCCUCAGUCAGCUUCCGUUUCACCGAGUGAUCAUGCAGGUCGCGGGCAUGAUGAUUUGGAUGAUAUCUUCCAUAGCUCACAGACACAGGCUCCAGGUGCAGACAACGCCCGUGGAGGAUCCAGCAUUGACUUUCUGGAAGGCUUUGGGUCAGCUACUCACAAACCUUCUGGUGGAAGCGACCCAUUCGAUGUUUUCAACUCUGCGCCACAAAAGCAACGAGUGCCACUAGCAGCAGGAUCUGAUGAUCUACUUGGAGGCUUUGAGGGCACGCUUGGUGUGGAGGAUCACAGCUCACCCAGAGAGCCAGUCAAGUCCACUCCAUCCGCACGUGUCACACCUGCCAACAAUGAACAGGAGGAUGAGGAGGAUGAAUUUAACAUCUUUGCUCCAACACCUUCGCCAAGCACAAAGGCCGCUUCUGUUACAAAGCAGGAUCGGUCGUCUGUCUUCCCGCCAGAACAUACCCAACACAGCCCUGAUCGCCCAGAAGCUGAAGUGCGCGAUUCCAGGGGAGAGGAUGAGAUGCCUGCUCCAGGUCACAAAAGUAGGAUGCCAAGCACCGGAGAUCUUGAGGAUCUUGCGUCAAGAGGCCGCCCUUAUGCUGAAUACAGCAGGCGCACUGCCGAAAGGGACAGGCCUACUGCUGCAGAAGAGAGCAGUGAAGCAGGCAGGAUGCCACAGAGGGCAACGCCUUCAAGGUUCCCCAGAGACAGGGACGAAAGGCCUGAAACGGCUUCUCAAUGGCAGAGCCAGGAUGAGGGCACGAGUAAUUGGCAGGCUGUGGGGGCUGGUGGGAAGGACAGCGCCAAGGAAUGGUUGGACAAAGGCCAGAAGUGGCUUUUCACCGCCGGCAAAAAGGUAGCAGCUGCCGCCAAAGAAGCCUCCAGCACCAUCCAGAACAAGCUAGACGAGAUGGAAGUCUUCAAGGCCUCAGGCAAGGGGCCGCGGACAUGGAGUCCAGACGACGAUGACAUGAUGCCGGAGUACUACAGGCAAUGGGCGUCCACCAUCGAGCGGCUGGCGCCGGAGGAGCAAGCGCGCACGCUGGGUGCCAUGAGCGAGGACGACCGCCUCGUUGUGCAGCGCAUCAUCGACCAGUCCUCCGUCCGCCGCUCCACCGCCAAGCGCGCCUCCCCGCCCCCCCGCACCCCCGCGCAGCCGCACCGCAGCGGCGGCUCCGAGACGGCCCCCGUCGCGGUACCGAGACAGGCCCCGCCGCGGCCGCCGCAGCGCACGCGCAGCGCCGAGACGCUGCCGCAGCCGUCCCCGGCCGGCCGCGCGGCGUCCGGCGGCUUGGAGCGGCCGCAGCGCAGCUCCAGCUACAACCUGGGCACGGCCUCCAAUGCUGCUGACGACGACACUCCCCUGAGCGGGAGCGCGGCUGCAUCCCCGGACAGGGCGGCGCCUGUGGGAACGCCCUCUCGGCCGCCUGCGCGAGGCAGCCCCUCACCCCAGCGGCCGGCCCCCGCCGCGCAGAAGCAGGCCGACCUGCUGGGGCUGUUUGGGGGCGAGGCGCAGCAGGAAGAGGUUUCCUCGCUUUCGCCCCAGCCUGCAGCCAGCAGCAGAGCAGGUAGCGCCGGUGACCUCUUCGACAUGAGCGAUAUCGACAGCAGCCCUGCACAGCACAGCAGUGCGGCACAGAGGGAUGACGUGGACAUCUUGGGCAUAUUUGCCUCUGCGGCGCCGGCAGCCGCCUGUGCCGAGCCCAAGGCAGCGCAGAGCCAGGCUGCCAGCACGCCUGCAAAAGCGAGCAAGCCGGCAGCCAGCGGACUGGACGAGCUGUUCGGAGCGCACAAGGCGGGGGCUUCCAUGAUCGACUUUGGUGACGAGGCAUCCGACAUCAGUGCUGCCUCGGCCGUGAAGUUCACAGCCCCUGGCGAUGUCGAAGUGGAAGGCGAGCCAGAGAUUCGGAGGCAGGCGCGCGCCAGGCGCAUGGCGGAGAAGCAGGCGCAGAUUCAGGCUGCGCUUGCGGAGAAACAGGCGCGGGACAGCGCAGAGGCGUCCGAGAAGGAGCGCAAGGUGCAGCUGCGUGAGCAAUACAAGGAGCGCAUGCACGCCUGGCAGCAGGGCAAGGAUGGAAACAUCCGGGCGCUGCUGGCGAGCCUGGACACGGUGCUGUGGGAGAACAGCGGCUGGAAGAAGCCGCCCAUGACAGACCUGCUGGAGCCGGCGCGCGUCAAGCGGGCAUACAUGAAGGCCAACCUGGUGAUCCACCCCGACAAGGUCAAGCAGAAGGGGGGCACCGUGGAGCAGAUAGUCAUCGCUGACAUCGCCUUUGACGCCCUCAAGAACGCCUGGGGCAAGUUCGAGGCGGCUGAGAUGCGCUGAAUUGCGGCGCACGCGGUUUGGCUUGGCCUCCAUGCGCUGUGUGCCUGCUGAAUGUUAAGCCAGGUUGUGAGAGUCCGCCCAUCAGCAGCUGUAGGGUGCAUGUGCUCGGUAAUCAUUAGAAUUGUGCACACGUGUCGCUGAAAAAUCACAGUGCUUGUGAGUAGGAUUCUAAGCAACGACUAUCUGUGCUGGCCUUGGGUCUGCAUGCAUUCACAGUGUGAUGAACUUGGCGAAACACGAUGGGAUGGCACAACAUUUCUGUAAUGGUGACAAAGUC